CAACGAGUCAACAAAAACAGACGCGGAAGCUGUAGACAGACGCAGAAAUGUGCAGUUACUCAGCAAAUCAGUAUGACAGUGCCUUCAAACCGCGCAGGCUGCAGAACUGGUGCAAGACAAAGAACUUCAAAGAGAGACCCACUGCACAUGAGGGUCACACCACCUUCAUUGCUGACGAUAGAGGACAUCUGCUCCCAGGAGUGGUAAAAAGGGGCAGUGCAUGGCCAGACUUUAAGGGGACCUGGGAUCUGCCUGCUCGUAUCCCAGCCCACCGCAUCAACCCUACAAGCCGUUCUGUGGAGGGUCUCAACAGGCUGAGGUCCUGGGGCUUUGACCCACAGCAUACUGGCAAAUCUCAGCCACACAGCGGCAGCACAGACACAGAUAGGCCGGAGGAUGUUGGUGAGCAGCAGGAUGGUGCUGCCCUGUCAGUGGAAGUAGCCAGCCAAGAAGCACCAUCAUCAUCCAAGCAGAGAGACAAAGAGGAGUGGCAAGACCAGUGAACUUCAUUUAAUUCUUCGUGGGUGAAAGAAAACUACAGAAAUAAACACCUGUGUACCAGUUUGGACUUAUCUUAACAUGACUGACCAGAGUACAAUAUGAGCUCCAAUGGCAAUAAACAUUGCAAAAUAGGAAGUUAUUGUUCUCUCUUCUGUGGAAACAGAAGUUGACUGUAGACAUGCGUUUCUUAGUCCAUGGUUUGAUUUGGUACUCUCAAAUUCUGAGAUAACUUUAACAACAUUUUGCAGCAUGAUAAUAAUAAAGAAGAAAAUCGUAAUCUGUAUACUGCCUGGCUGAAGAAAGGAGAACACUGAUUAUAAAUGGAAAAGUGUGGAAAUUACAACAUUGUGCCUGUUCUCCAAGAAUACAAAGACCAUAACAUCAACAUGAAUUUCCUAAUUGUGUGUUUGACCAUCAUGGACUGGACUUUCAAGAGCACAGACAUGCUCCUAUUUUAUUAGUGCAAUAAAAUUGUAGUUUACAGCCAAAGUGGAGGCAUGAACAAAAUCCAGAAUACUGCAGGGCUCUAGGUUUGAUCAUGCCAAGCAGCAAUGCCUAUUGUUGAUGCCGGUGCAAACGUGAAAAAUAGUGCAGUUCUUUGAACAACUACUUGAGGUUGGCUCCAGAAGCCAGUCACUCUUUACAGACCCUUAUAUUUAAAUGCUCAACUUUAUGGCAGAAAUAGACAGCCUGGUACAACAAACAGUUAUGGUCUGUAUACCUAAUAUAUCCAUUCAUGACAACUGCACAGACAGCUGAAUUUGUAUAUACCUCACCCAUUUACAUAUAAAGGCUUAAAGUUUUGCAUCAUCACUGAUGUGGCAGUGUUGAGUAACAGGCCAUCUGCAAGGCAUCACUACAGUCUAUGAGUCACAUCCACCCCUCACUCCUCCAGAGCUCCACCUCUUGUAAAAAAAAAAUGUGAUGACUUCUGGCUCCAACAAUUCAAGAUGGUGACAGCCAAAAUGCUGAAUUGAGGCUUGAAAACAGGAAUCCACAAAGCAAAGGGUAAUGUCAGGAUAGCUACCUCCACUAUUUUUUUGCAGUCUAGUUGUCAUUGUAACGUGUGUUCAGAUAAAGGACA
Epinephelus fuscoguttatus (brown-marbled grouper) is the source of this 1585-nucleotide messenger RNA. RefSeq names its product cilia and flagella associated protein 126 (gene cfap126). Gene Ontology annotation, cellular component: ciliary basal body. Lineage: Eukaryota; Metazoa; Chordata; Actinopteri; Perciformes; Serranidae. The record is from RefSeq and is a predicted model, not a curated record. Gene Ontology annotation, biological process: cilium organization. The transcript is spliced from 5 exons. Bases 48 to 503 code for a protein of 151 amino acids.